Molecule: messenger RNA, 2016 nt
Organism: Strigops habroptila (Kakapo)
Lineage: Eukaryota; Metazoa; Chordata; Aves; Psittaciformes; Psittacidae
Gene: ACR
Product: acrosin
Exons: 5
Coding region: 702-1793 (363 amino acids)
Biological process (GO): acrosome reaction; proteolysis
Molecular function (GO): serine-type endopeptidase activity
Source: RefSeq, a predicted model, not a curated record
AGCAGGCCAUAGAGGACAGUAGGUGCCAUGAGUUGGUGUGUCUGGGCAGUCCACACAGUGGGUGAUGGGGGUGGAGCAAGUGCUGCUGGGAGCACUGGAGGUGGCAGGGCCAUGUUGUAGAGUGCACCCAUGCACGGUGCAUGCACAUGCAGAGUGCACCACAAAACAAUACACCUGCAGGUGCACCCAGACACACACCUACAUCCACUGUGCACUGUGAGGGGUGUGCUGGGCCUGUCCCGCUCGCACAUCACUGCUUGACUGCUGUGGCUGUAACCACAUUGGGCCUUCAACACUAAAACGUGCAUAUUGCCUGUAGUAGGCAUGUUCUCUGGUGUAUGUUUCUUGGGAAGAACCUGGUGGCAGAUAGCUGCAGAAAGCAGGGUGGCAGUGAACUCCCCACAGAGGCUCUGAUGCCGCCCUGGUUUGUUUCCCUGCUAGCUGGGAGCAGCAGUGUUCGCAGCCAGGUGCUGCUGCUGCCAAAGGGCUGCAUCCCUCAUCCCGCAAGCAGAGUGUUCAGCAGGGCUCUGCUGCGGAUGCCUGAUCUCAGCUCCUGCCUCCCCUCCGGCCUGGAAGCCCCCAUGGAACCAGCCCUUCUGUGACAUCAGCCCUGGCACCGAGGGCAACGUGGGUGCUGUGGCAGUUCGGCAGCUGCUGCAGUGGUGGCCACCAGCCCUCAGCUCUUCAGCACUUAUGGGCCUAUGGCAGUUAUGGAUUUGCUUUCCCUGUUUGUUCUGCUGGCCAUGUGCUGGCCUGCCCAUGGCACACAGGACAGCUGUGGGACCUGCGGGCUCCGGCCCAUGGCUGUGUAUCACGGCAUGUCACGCAUCGUCGGAGGCACAGAUGCCCAGCCAGGCUCCUGGCCAUGGAUUGUCAGCAUCCAGACGAUCUUGCAAAGAGGCAUGGGGCACACCUGCGGAGGGUCCCUCAUCAGCCCACAGUGGGUCCUCUCAGCAGCCCACUGCUUCAUGGAGGCCAGGUACAUCCCGAUGUGGCGCGUGGUGAUUGGGGCCACCCAACUGUCUCAGCUGGGCCCUGAGGUCCAAGUGCGUGGUAUUAAGCAGCUGAUCGUUCACGAACUCUACACCAACAUCUCAGAGGGGAAUGACAUCGCCUUGCUGGAAUUGGACCGGCCUGUCCAGUGCAGCAACUACAUUCAGCUUGCCUGUGUGCCCGACGCCUCACUGGCAGUGUCCCAGCUGACAGACUGCUACAUCAGUGGCUGGGGUUCAACGGAAGCAGGAUCAAGAGAAACUGCUGAUAUCCUCCAGGAGGCCAAGGUCCAACUCAUUGAUGUCAACACCUGUAACAGCAGCCGGUGGUAUCAAGGGGACAUCUUUAGCCACAACUUAUGCGCCGGGUACCCACAGGGCGGCAUCGACACGUGCCAGGGUGACAGCGGUGGUCCUCUCGCGUGCAAAGAUAACAAUGCCGACUACUUCUGGGUUGUGGGAGUGACCAGCUGGGGGAAAGGCUGUGCGAGAGCACAACAGCCGGGAGUCUACACCUCCACUCAGCACUUCUAUGACUGGAUCCUCGUACAGCUGGGACUGCACCCAGCAACAACAGCUAAUCCAACACCACAGCCAGUCUUCACCUCACCCCCCACUCAGAGGCCAAGGCCAAGGCCAAAGCCAAAGCCAAAGCCAAAACCAAAGCCAAAGCCAAGACCAACAGAAUCGGGCACUGAUAACUCCUGCCCAUUUCCACAGCAGAAGCUGGUGGAACUCCUUACUCAGGUGCAGGAGCUCCUGCAGACCCUAAAGGAAAAAAGGCCUUCAGCUGCAGGAUGAACAGGAGCCACGGCAGGCUGCAGUGUACCACAACCAUUUCCUUCUGGGGCAAUGCCUGCUUAUUCAAAAGCAGCCUCAGUGUCAAAGGCCUGCUCCAUCUUCCCAUGCUCUUCAUAAUUCAGACAAAUGUUGACUUGUUCCUGAAAUAAAGUUAUUUGUUUUCACAGCUAAGCAUGCAUCACUGCAACUUAGUCUCCUGUGCAAGGCAAGCACUUCCAUGCCC